This is a messenger RNA of Saccharomyces cerevisiae S288C, 1476 nucleotides long. RefSeq names its product Mmr1p (gene MMR1). NCBI's taxonomy places the organism in Eukaryota, Fungi, Ascomycota, Saccharomycetes, Saccharomycetales, Saccharomycetaceae. The record is from RefSeq and is marked reviewed. Gene Ontology annotation, cellular component: mitochondrial outer membrane; cellular bud tip; cellular bud neck. Bases 1 to 1476 code for a protein of 491 amino acids. The transcript has a single exon.
AUGAAUUCUCCAACAAUGAAAUCGGAACAACUUACUCCAAAACUCUCACCAAUGUCCUUUUGUUUGGAUGACCAAAGAAAUGCAGGCUCUUUUCAAAAUCUAUUGAACUCACCUACGAAGCUAAAAUUAGACACUGGCCCGAUUGGUAAUUCCUUGUUAUAUCCAACAUCACUCUCUAAAUUGAGCGAGUUAUCAAGAGGUGGACGUUCUAAACAAAGAAGGGGCUCUGACACUAUGAGGUCUGUAUCGCCUAUUAGGUUUCAGUUUUUGAACAACACUCCAAAGAUGUUAAAACCCGAGUACCUAUCUCAAACAACCAGUAAUCUGCCAUUGCUAUCUGCCCUAUUGAAGAAUAGCAAGAAAACUACUAGUGAAGGCCAGAAUUCAAACCCUGAUCCAUUGAACAUAGAGAAAAACAUCAUUAAACAAAGCAUCAAGGACAAACUAGAGCAGCUGCGCAGUUCAGAAUCCGUUGCGCAAGUACAAAAGAAAGAACGCAAUCCCCCUUCAUUUGAGGCCAAAGUCUGUGCGGAAGAACCGAUAUUACGGAAAAACGCCGAAGGGUUGCUCCCCUCAUACGUUCCUGUUCCUGCUACUCCUUUGGAAGAUCCAGAAAAUCAUGGGGUGCGAAAGGUCGAGGACAAAGGACUUAGAGUCGUCUCCGGCGGCUCCACUCAGUGUCUAAGCACCGAAGUGAACGAAUUGCCUAAGGAUCUGAAUCUAGACAAUUUACCUACGGAUAAUAACGGGUUCGUUCAAUAUGGUCUCAAAGGCAAUAACAACAACAACAGAUAUAGCUUUAUCUCGUCUACGUCGACGGACUAUGAGCCCGAAUGGUGUGACGGACAACAACAUAUUUCAAUGCAAAUGGCCUCUAUGGCCAAUGCAGAGGAGGCAAAUAGUCGUGAAAAAUCGAAUUUAGACAUAAAGAUCAAGCAGCUAGAACUUGAAAUUACAGAAUUAAAGUUGCAGAAUGAAAAAUUAGUGCAUUCCAUGACGACGAACAGAUACAUUGAAGAAAGAUUUAUGCUUGAGGUUAUGAAGGAUCCUAGUAUACAGGCUCAAAGAUCCCAAAGAGAUAUUGAGAGAAAAGUCAAGCAACUGGAGAAAAAAUUCUUCAAUUGUAAAAAAGUUCUUAAGAAAUUGACUGAAUCCUCCGCAGUAGUGGCCACCUCCACUUCAAAAACUGAAGGAAAUUCAGCAAGAAUCCCAUGCCCUAAGACUAGACUGGCACGCGUUUCUGUUUUAGACCUAAAGAAAAUUGAAGAACAGCCAGAUUCUUCUUCGGGAACUUCGUCCGAGGAAGAUCAUCUAACAAACGAUGAUACGGAUGCUAAUACUAGCGAAGAUUUAAAUGUUGCUUUUGAAGAGGAGCCAACUUCUGCUAUUUCCACAACAGCAUCUGUGCAGAGUGGGGAAAGUAAAAGAGGUUUCCAACUUAACCUUCCUGUCCAAGUGGAGAAGAAGGAAAAAUGA